AUGGUAACUGUAGAGUUAUAUUCUUACAAUAUGCCUUUACAGAACAAUGAGGGAUACUUUAAUGAUGUUCAAAUAUGUUGGAAAGAUUCUCCAAAAGCUUUUCCUGUUCAAGUAAAAAGAGAUUUAAUUAAAAGUAAUAUAUGUGCCAAACUUAUUCGCGAAAUGGAUCAUGAUAGAAGUAGUCCAAAAAAACCAGAAGAUUCACCUUUACAUUUUCGAUCAACUUUACUGUUACCAAGGAAAAAACUCAAUUCUGAAUUUCCAGAUGAUAUAAAAGAAUCACCAAAAUCUAGAGCAAGGAAAAGGUUACGUUCCAUUUCCAAAUUUCAUGGUAAAAUAUUAGAAAUAAACAGAGGUAAUCAAGGAAUUAUAAAACAGUGCGAGGAAGACGAAAAAUGUAAUGAAAACAAACCAUCUUCAUGUGUUGAUUCUCAAAUAAAUCUAGUUGAGGAAUUAAAUAUAACAAUAUCACAAAAUACUUUUUUGUCAGAAUUGUUAAAAAAAAAUCGAUUUACGAGUACUCCAAAAAUGUCAACUGGUGAUACCAGAGAUAAUUUUAAUGUUCGCGAGACUCCUUCUCCAUUUUCUGAUGAUGAAAUACAUGGAGACAAGAAAAACGAUGACUUGUGUAGAAAAGAAGAGAAAUUAAUUCAAAAUGAAAAUUUAGCUAUUUCAUUUGAUACAAGUGUAAACGUUAAAUCAUCAACGAAUAGUAAGGAGGAUUAUAUGAGGGAAAAUAGCAAAGAGGCAAUUAAAUCACCAUUUAAAUAUGUUCGAACACCCAUAAAAAUGUCAAUAUUGAACAAAAAGCAACAUGUAAUACAUACUUGUGGGUUUAAUGAUAAUAGUUCAUCAUUAAAAAAGGAAAUGUAUGUUGAUGAUAAAUGUGAUUAUAAACCAGAAUCUCCAAAUAUUUUUCCUACUCAAUCUACAACUAAAACAACAACGUGUGUAGCCAAAAGUAAUCCAUCUCAGUUAGUUUAUUCAAAAAAUAAAAAUAAUGUUUGUGUCGAAGAUGAUUUUUAUGAUGAUGAUAUCAGUGGUUUUAUUUACAAUUCACAAAAAGAUGUAGAUUCAAAGGGAUCUUCAGGCGUUUGGACAAUGAAUAAUAACAGAAAUUUAAAAAUUAAUGUCAACAACAAAAGUAUAACAAAAGAAAACUUAGUUGUAGAAGAAAAAAGUGUUCAAGAUAAUGAUGCCAAUAUUCUAAAGAAUGAGAAAUUGCUUGUAAAUAAAUUAACUAUGGAUGCAAAUAUGUGCAAAGAAAAGCAGAAUUUUCCAGAAAAUGGUAAAGUAGAAGAUCCUAUAAAAGACGAUUUCUAUGAUGACUUUGAUGAUGAUUUUCUUGAGUCAAUUAAUGAGAGUAUGUUUAUUAAUCAUAGUGGUGAAAAAGAAAAUACGAGGAAACGCAAAUCUGGAUCAAGUUUCGAAGAAGACAAAUCAAAAAAUUUAAAAAAGCCUCAGGAUUUUUUUUAG
Molecule: messenger RNA, 1476 nt
Organism: Strongyloides ratti
Lineage: Eukaryota; Metazoa; Nematoda; Chromadorea; Rhabditida; Strongyloididae
Exons: 2
Coding region: 1-1476 (491 amino acids)
Source: RefSeq, a predicted model, not a curated record